Molecule: messenger RNA, 927 nt
Organism: Heterobilharzia americana
Lineage: Eukaryota; Metazoa; Platyhelminthes; Trematoda; Strigeidida; Schistosomatidae
Source: the annotation of a GenBank genome assembly
GCAAUAUGUGAUUUAUGCGUUACGUAUGUUGGUCGCGUUAUAAUUUAUUCAAUCCUUGUGCUAACUGAGCGAACAACCACCGAUGAACUUCAGCACAUCCUGCGCUACAACGUGCCUACAAAUUGGAUGACAAUCUACUAACAUCUGGUCGUUGCAUUUUUCGCACCACUGCAACAACAUACCUAUAGUCUGGACGGAAACCUACCAGCAGCUGGUUAUUCCAUUUAUGGGCUGGUUUUUACUUCAGUAUGUUGGACCACCGGGAUUAACGGAGACCUAUGGUGCUUGACUGGUUGGAUUAUGUGUGCAUCAGGAGAUUGUUCAAUUGAUUGUCGUGAUAUUAUUGCUCCUGCAAAUAUUCUAUUUAUUAUAAGCCUAUGCACUAUUCUAUUGGGUGUUGUCCCCAUUAUAAUAGGUAUUUGUGUCAGCCUGGUUGAUGGAAGAUUGAUCACUCACUUAUCGAUAUCUUAUUUAGGUAUUCCCUUUGUUUUAGCUGGCUGUAUCACGUUAAUUGUAGCUGUUGUUCGAAUUGUCUCUACGAAUAAAAAACUGUGUGAUAUGAAUUUAACAUUAAACGAAUUCAAAAGACAAUGGAAUCAAGAAGAGAUGAGUGUUGGGUUUACUUCUCCUAGUAGUCAAGAAGAUGUAUAUAAGUCAUUUUCUUCAUCACUUAGCAAAUCUCUGAGUAACUUAAGUCAUAAUUCGGUUUCGAAUAAUGAAAUUGAAUUACCUAAAUCGUUGACGAACUUCCACCAGAGGUUACCAAUGCCACCAAGGCAAGCUAUUUUGAAUUAGAGCUAUUCAGUUAUCACUGUAUAAUAAGUUCUGGUUUUUUUUAUAUACUUGAUGUCUUUCACCAGUAACUUUUAUCACUUUGGUUUUCAUAAUUUGUUUUUUAUUUGACAAAUAAAUGGUUCAAGAUGUUUU